Molecule: messenger RNA, 2394 nt
Organism: Haliotis rubra (blacklip abalone)
Lineage: Eukaryota; Metazoa; Mollusca; Gastropoda; Lepetellida; Haliotidae
Product: myeloperoxidase-like
Exons: 14
Coding region: 1-2394 (797 amino acids)
Biological process (GO): response to oxidative stress
Molecular function (GO): peroxidase activity; heme binding
Source: RefSeq, a predicted model, not a curated record
AUGGGAUCCACAGUGCUGAAGCAAACAGGACCUAUUUCCCAGUUGAUGCUGGUGGCUAUAACUGAUGCAGAAAUGUCCUUAUCCGCCACACAGCAGCUGAAGGUUCCUUGGACUCAGACCAAAGCACAGCUUCAGGCGGAACGGAGUCAAGGAAGUUCCUUUGCGGCAUUAGGAAGGAUUCAUUUCUCACCUCUUAAUAAUGACUUCACCAGCGAAGAUCCGGAUUCGUUGGUCAAUCAGACGGGAACUACGAUCCACCAGCACAGCAAGUUCACCUUCACGACAUUGGAGAGCAUCCGAAAGGGCGAGAACCAUCGCCUGAACGUCAUCAUAGCAAACCUGGGCCUCACUCAACCAACACUUGAGUCAGGAUUUGGGUCCGAGGUCCUCUGCCACGACAACUGCACGUGUGAUAGCAACUACCCCUAUCGGACAGCAGACGGUCACUGCAACAACCUAGAACAUCACUCGUGGGGUAUGGCGUCCAUACCGACGAGGCGUUGGCUUUAUCCUGCAUAUGACGAUGGUACGUGCUCUGAUCGUAAUGCCUUUCUCUUCGUGUGUCCACACCGAGACAACUGGCAUCAUCAGGAGCCCCAAAUCAAGUCCAGUGCUCGGACGGUCAGCACGACUGUCCACACCCCGUCAAUUGAAGCUGACCUCCACGUCAACUACACCCACAUGCUGAUGCAGUGGGGUCAGUUCCUGGAUCACGACAUCACCAGCACACCCACUCAACAGCUCACACAGCCAGCAACUCCUGUGGAACAGCUGAACCAGAUCACAGCCUACAUCGAUGCCUCACAGGUGUACGGGUCGUCACAAGAAGAACAAAACAAACUGCGGACUUUUGUUGAGGGUUUAUUGAACGUAAGCAGUGUCGUCAGUACUGUGCGCGAACUGCUUCCAGAAGACACCGCCAACCCUGACAGUUGCAGCCAACAAGUCCCGUCGGAUUUUUGUUUUCUUGCAGGUGACCACCGUGUAAAUGAGAACCCCACUCUACAGAGCAUGCACACCAUCUUCAUGAGGGAACACAACCGUAUUGCAAGGAGACUGAAGCAACUGAACUGUCACUGGGGGGAUGAAAGAAUCUUCCAGGAAGCCAGAAAAAUAGUUGGAGCUAUUCUGCAGGAAAUCACAUACGACGAAUACCUACCAAUCAUCCUUGGCCCAGCAACCAUGAAUGACUAUGGACUGACUCUUGGCUGUGGCACGGCGUAUGCUAAUGUCUAUAGCACAACAACAGACGCCAGCAUCAGGAACGCCUUUGCAGCAGCAGUCUUCAGAAUGGGACACUCCAUGAUCCGAAGCUUCAUGAGCAGUUUCAACGAGGUGCAUGCCAAUGUUGGCCAAGACAGACUUAGUGAUACUUUCGGAAACACCAACCUGAUACUGAGUGCAACAAACAGACACGUUGGCCAUUACUGCAGAGGUCUGGUCGAGGACUGCGUCCAGUCAGUGGACAGCAAACUGUCACAGGAGGUGACCGACCAUCUCUUCCCUGAUGAUGAUGGAAAUAGUCUUGAUCUGGCCGCUCUCAACAUUCAGAGAGGAAGGGACCAUGGUCUGCCUCCCUACACUCACUGGAGGCGUUUUUGUGGUGUUCCUGAUGUGACCUCUAUCGCAGAUCUUGUAUCGACGCACACUGCAGCGUCUGUUUCACAACUUGCGACUGUAUAUGCAGAUGUGAACGACAUUGACCUGUUCACUGGAGGACUGUCAGAGAUGCCAGUAGCAGGUGGACUUGUUGGACCGACCUUUGCUUGUCUGCUGGGAAAACAGUUCGAGGCUCUCAAGAAAGGAGACCGAUUUUGGCAUGAGGAAGACAACGACUUCGUGAAAUUUACCCCAGCUCAGCUGGAGCAGAUCAGGAAAUCGAGCCUGUCCCGUGUCGUGUGUGACAACACAAACACAAACAACAUACAAUCAAACGCAUUUGUCAAGGAUUCAGCGGUCUCGUGUAGUUCUCUUGGUGAAAUUGACCUGACUCCAUGGAAGGAGGUCCAAGGCACAUGGUCGGAUUGGACUUCCUGGGGACCAUGCAGUGGUGGUAUCCAAAGACGCAGCCGCAUAUGUGGCCCUUGUAACUGUGGCUGUGAAGGCCCCAACGUAGACUUCAGGUUGUGCACGGCUGUUGUGGACGGAUACACUGUGGCAGAGCGUCAGAGAGUAGAGUAUAUUACUUCUCAGGCCGGGGGUCAGAAGGUUCUCUUUGGAGACUUCAGAUAUCGUCUGAAUAACCGUCGCCAAACUGCCACACACUGGAAAUGCAUCAUUUCCAACUGUAAAGGUCGCCUUACCACAAGACUUAAGAACCACUUGUUAGAAGGUCCGAAAACCAAACUACAGUUCCUUGAUGCUGCAAGCCACCUCCUCAAGCUCAAUCUUUAA